Molecule: messenger RNA, 999 nt
Organism: Pistacia vera
Lineage: Eukaryota; Viridiplantae; Streptophyta; Magnoliopsida; Sapindales; Anacardiaceae
Exons: 1
Coding region: 1-999 (332 amino acids)
Source: RefSeq, a predicted model, not a curated record
AUGAUUGGAGAGGCAGAGGUGAUUGCGUUGGUUGACAAUGGGGCUUCCCACAAUUUUAUUUCGCAUGAUUUGGCGCGAAAAUUAGGUCUGGCAGUGGAGAAAGGGAAAUCAUUUGGGGUUAUGGUAGGGAAUGACUUUACAGUCAGAGGGGAGUGUAUUUGCAGAAGGGUGCAAUUGAGGAUACAAGGGAUUGAAUUGCCCCAGGAUUAUUUUCCAUUUGAGUUAGGAGGGGCAAAUGUAGUGUUGGGAAUUUCUUGGCUCAGUACACUAGGUGAUGUUUGUGCUAAUUGGAGAAAUCUAACAAUGGCAUUUAUCAGUGAAGGGAAGAGGGUGCUUUUACAAGGGGAUCCAUCAUUAGUCAAGACGGUUGUGUCACUUAAGGCAAUGCUAAAAUCUUUGCAGAGGGAGGAUGCGGGUUAUCUGAUUGAGUUUUUCUCCAUUGGUGUCAAGGGAGAGGAAACAGAGGAUCCUAUUGAUCCGACAGCUGCUGCAGUUGUAGAUGGAUUUAGCCACCUGUUUGAACAGCCUACUAAGCUCCCAUCUAAGAGAACCACUGACCAUGCCAUAGUCUUAGAAGCUAAUGCCAAACCUCCUAACAUUCGCCCAUACAAAUACUCUUAUUCCCAAAAAAAUGAAAUCAAAAAGUUGGUGGGUGAGAUGCUAGUGGCAGGAAUUAUACAACCCAGUACCAGUCCUUUUGCUAGUCUUGUGUUGUUGGUUAAGAAAAAAGAUGGUAGUUUGUGUUUUUGUGUAGAUUACAAGGCACUAUAUAACAUCACUAUCCCCGACAAGUUCCCUAUUCCCUCAAUUGAUGAACUGUUGGAUGAACUAUCAAGGGCAGCCAUUUUUAUGAAACUGGAUCUAAAAUCAGGUUACCACCAUAUUAGGGUUAAAGAAGAGGAUGUUCCCAAAACAGCCUUUAGGACUCACGAAGGGCAUUAUGAAUUCCUAGUCAUGCCUUUCGGAUUAACCAAUCCCCUUCCAUCGUUCAAGCUUUAA